Daphnia pulicaria is the source of this 3439-nucleotide messenger RNA. Its product is annotated as homeobox protein B-H1-like. NCBI's taxonomy places the organism in Eukaryota, Metazoa, Arthropoda, Branchiopoda, Diplostraca, Daphniidae. Bases 305 to 2008 code for a protein of 567 amino acids. The transcript is spliced from 3 exons. Gene Ontology annotation, molecular function: DNA binding; DNA-binding transcription factor activity, RNA polymerase II-specific. Gene Ontology annotation, biological process: regulation of DNA-templated transcription. The record is from RefSeq and is a predicted model, not a curated record.
GCAGCCCAGCAAGCUUAGACACCAGCAGGGGCUUCUAGGCCGGACCACUUUCUGUGCUGGCAGUCAGUUCGUCCAGCGCAUUCACAGCGAUCAGACGUUAUUAGUUUGCCUCCGUUAAACCCAGCACUAUCGAAUCUCUAAAUUUAUACGCGAAAAAGUUUGAGAUUAAUUCCCGUGUGCGUCGAAAGUGAACCCAAAUUUUUAUAAAAGUGCGUCGUAUAUUUGAAUUUCGAUUUUCUUUUUUUUAAAUUGGUUUUGAUAUUUAACGUGGAAUUUUGGUGACAAAUCGCCGUGACUUUGGAAUAUGACAGUUGACAUUGGACUGUCGCCAGCAUCAGCCUUCGACGUGAACCUCCUCGGCGGCGUGAAAUUGAAGAAGAUCGGCAAGAAUAAGAUGACGGUGACUCGUGAACUGUCGACUGUUGACGACUACGCCGUCAAUCAGAAGCAGAAACUUCAUCACCACAAGCAGCAGCAGCAGUCCGAGACGGCCGAGGAGCCUAAAGGCAAUCCGGAUCGAGCCGUCAUGUCAUCGGCCACCAGCGGGCCGGCCGCCUCGUCGGCCGGCUCCACGACGGCCUCGUCGCCGUCGUCACAGGCCGCCAGCCGGCCAAAGUUCAUGAUCACAGACAUUUUGCGCAACGACAGUGGGCCGGCAGUGAGUGUCAACUCGUCCGUUUACAACCCGUCCGUUGCUGCUGCUGCCCAGCAGCAAGCGCAGCAGCCGCCGCCCGGCUUGCCAUCGCACCACCACCCGUUUUACCAGUUCAAUUUGGCGGCGGCCGCGGCAGCCGCCGCCGCCUACGGCUUCAAUCCGGCCGGAAUGAUGCCCGGCAUGAUGCCGCCGCUCCACCAAUUCCUGGUCGGACACCACCAGUCCCAGCAGCAGCACCAUCCGCACCACCACCACCCGCAAAUGGGUCCGGUUGGGAUGAUGCCGUCCGGCCUGCUGAUGGGCGGCGGCCCUCCCAACUCGGCCGAAUCGUCACCGCGCGAUUUGUCGUUCAAACGAUCGGCGGCUGCCGCCAAUUUCGCCAGCGACCCCAACGAGGACGACGAGGACGAGUUUGUCGAUCCCGACGGCUCCGAUCACGAUCGCGACAGUCCCAUCGGCAAAGCCGAUCUGAUGCUCAGCGACGACGAGUCGGAUAUCUCUAAAAAUGACGACGAAGAUGGCGACAAGAGCAACAACGGAGGCGGUGGAGGAGGUAGCGGCCACCACCGCCACAAUCACAGCGGGAGCACGGCCAGCGAGAGCGGCGACGGCCCCGGCAACAAGUCCUCGUCGGGCAUGAGCAAGAAGGCCAGAAAAGCCCGGACGGCCUUCACCGACCACCAGCUGCAGACGCUGGAGAAGAGCUUCGAACGCCAAAAGUACCUCAGCGUUCAGGACCGGCUGGAACUGGCCGCCAAACUCGGACUGACCGACACCCAAGUCAAAACUUGGUACCAAAACCGCAGAACCAAGUGGAAGAGACAGACGGCGGUCGGUUUGGAAUUGCUGGCCGAGGCCGGAAACUACGCCAGUCUGCAGCGGAUGUACGGCGGCGCCAACGGUUACGGCUGGCCUUACGGUCCCAUGACCCAGGGACCGCCCCCGGGACCGCCCAACUCGGCGGCAGCAGCCGCCGCAGCUGCCGCUUCGAUGGACCUCUACUACCGUCAAGCGGCCGCCGCCGCCGCCCUCCAGAAGCCGCUACCUUACCGGCUCUAUCCGGGCCAGCAGCAGCAGCAGCAGCCGGGCGGCGGUGGGCCGGUUCAUUCGGGCCACCACGUCGGAGUGCCGGCCGGCUCGUCCGGCAGUCCCAUUUCCACCUCGUCGCCACUGCCCAGCCAUCACCCGUACCCGGCGGGAUUGAGUCCGCUGCUCAGCGCGGCCAAUUCGGCCUCGGCCGGACUCAGUUCCUUGGCCGCCGCCUCGGCGGCCAUCACGUCUCAGCUCUACCCGGGCAACAACAACAAUAACAACAACAACAACAACGGCAACCGGGCCGAUUCGUCCUCAUAAUUUUUGUUUCUUUAUCUUGUCCAUCAGGGACUCCGUUCCGUCCGUUUGGUUUGAUUUUUGUUUUUGUUGUUGCGCGUUUAAACUUUUGCCCAGCAUUAGCGAAUUUUGGCGUUUUUGUUUCUUUUCUUGUUUGAUUUGAUUUCGUUUUGUUUUGUGUGUAAAUGCGGGUGAUUCUUCUUCUUCUCCUUUUUCCUGCAUAUAUAAUUCACCCCCGUCGGCAGUGCGUGUGUUGCGUCAUCUCAUCCAUUUUUUGGCUAGCCCGCGAAAUUUGAAAAAUUCAAAAAACUUGUUUGUCUUUUCUGUGUGUGUGUGUGUGUAUCCCCCCGGCAUCUGAUCAUUCUAUUAGAAGACAAAUAUUUAAGAAUGCACGACCAUGAUCUCAAGUGUGUGCCUGCAGUCGAUUCCCCCCUCCCACUCUCCUUCCUCUGUUAAAUUUAAUCUUGCAUUCGUUUUUGAAAUGUCAAAGCCACGCAAUUGUUUAAAUUUUUCCUCCUUUCAUCGUCGCGAAACGAGAAAUAUUUUAUUUCGGGAUAGUUGGCGGCGGACGGCAUUUCAAACUUUAUAUUAUUAUAAGACACACACACACACACACGCAAUAACGACGUGAGAGACGAUCAUUAACGAAAAGAUUCAAAACAUUCCCCCCUCCUCCUCCGCUAUUUACUACGUGAUUGUGAUAUAAAAUAUACACAUGAAAAGCAAAAAAAAAAAAUAAUUAAUUCAAUAAUUCAAUUUUCUUUUUUUUUUCUAAAAAAAAAAAGAAUAAGAAAAUCACAAUUCGCUUGCCGACAUGUUGGCGCUGUGUGUCAUCAAACCUUGUGUUCAUUCGACAACAAAAAAUAAAAUCAAUCCAUCUGAGAACUUUAAAGAAAUAAAACAAAAUUUGAAUAACUGGAAGUAAUUAACUAUUAUGCUGGCGUCCAACAGCAAUUGGCGGUCGUAUAGCGUCAUUUUCAAUAUUUUCUUUCUGUUCAUAACUAUUUGCCAUUUCUUUUAUGUGCUGUACAGUAAAAUUCCGUUUGACUAAUAACUCACAUGCCCGCCAUUAUUUUUUGGAAUAUUGUUUCUUGAAUUAUUAUUUCGAUUUUUACCCCCCUGUUCAUUUUUUGAGUGUGUCCGUGUUUUUUAAAUGUUGCGCAGUGUCUCUCUCUCUCACUACUCUUUUCUCUCUCUCUCCUCAUUCUCUUGUGGAAACAAAAAUUCAAUUUGUUCUUUGAUUGUUUGGAUAAUUCCUAUCGCAAUUGUAAUCUGUAUAGCCGUGCAGUUCAGCUUUUUGACAAGACAACAAAAUUCACCCCCCUCCCUCUACCCCACAGUGGAAAUAAUGUACAUAAGAUAAGCCAUUUUGACUCAGAAUUAACGACGAACAAAAAGAAUGAACAAUCCGGAAAGGAGAAGUAAGAGAGAAAAUACAGACCAUUGAAAAAGAAA